AUGUCGAGGCUGUUCGACAAGCUCGUUGGUGAUCACAGACCGAGCAGUGGCUCACAGGAGAGUCUGAACGCUCUGAUACCCAACACCGCCGACAUCUCACCAGCAUCACAAGCGCAAGAGAAGAAAGAGCAAGAGAAGGAGGAGCAGGUCGCUGACGGCAGUGGCGUCAAGGAGAAGGAGCAAAACCCGAGUGAAGCAGCGUUGACAGCUGACCUGGUGGGGCUACACGUAAGCGAGCGAUGCCCUCCUGUCACAGCUCCAACAGUUGACCUCGUGGCUACUGAGACUAAAGACUCGAUGCAUCCCUCGUCGUGGUCGAAGAUCCUCAUGUCAACCACAGAAUACUUGGACUUCGUCAAGGUCGAUGAGAGUGCCGUCAGGGUCAAGGAUCGCAAGUGCAGCUGCUUCGUAUUCCGCGACUUCUCCAUCUCACAGUCAGACGUCGUCAAGCUGGAGCCGAGGACGAGGGUCAACAGGUUCUCCGAGAUGAACUCGAUAGCUGGGAACAAGUGCAGCCUCUUCCGCCAACUGAAUCGCUUGCGAAGGAUCUUCCCGUCCUCGUUCGACUUCUUCCCCCCGUCUUGGAACUUCCCGGCCGAGAGGAAGCUUUUCCAGACUGUUGUCGAGCAGCGCAAGUUUUACAUCCUCAAGCCUGGGCAGGGGAGCCAGGGCAAAGGCAUCAAGAUAGCCAGGGGUGACUCGGUGAUGGGAACGUAUGAGAGCAUGGGCGCGUCGAGAUCUCCCAAGGCUACCAACGACAGGGGUCGGAGAGCUCAUCCUCAAGUCUGUGUGCAAGAGGUGAUCGAGCCGCAACUCAUCGAGCAGUGCAAGUUCGAUCUCAGACUCUACGUUAUGGUCUCUUUGCCCUUGUCCUCACUUGCUCCUGACCUCGUCUCCAAGGUUGAGAGCGUCGACCCUCCAAGAGCCUUCCUGUUCCGCUCGGCCAUGUUGAGGAGAUGCAUGGAAGAAUAUCAGCCGCCGCAUGCAGAUGUGAAGAACAGCAAGUUCUCUGUGUUGACAAACACCUCCAUCAACAAGAAGUAUCAGCCUGAGUGGGCCUCCCGCUCUGCCAGCAGCUCCUGUAAGAUGCCGCUGCACACUAUGUUCGAGACUCUGCGAGCAAAGAACAGAAGACGGGUCAGAGGCUUCGACAUCCUGGUGGACAGCAGGAACAAGCCCUUCCUCCUCGAGAUCAAUUCGCAUCCCUCCAUGGCUGUCGAGUCCAGCGUAGACUCUUGCAUCAAGCGUCCUGUUCUUGGUGCGAUGCUCGGACUUCUCUGCAGGAAGGAGCCCGAGACGCUCGCGGCGAUGCUGCCGGAGAUGAAGGCCGGGGGAUGUUUGUCGCUCUACUCCAAGGAUGGGAUGGAGAAGUCGAAGCAGAUCUGCGAUGACGUGAGCUGGGCAAGGAGGCUGGUGGACCCGGUAGCGAUACAGGAGAGCUCUCGAGCUCUGGGGCUCCUCAAAAAUGUUCUCCGGGUCUUCGAGAGCAUCAAACUCCUUGACUCAAAGAACAAGAUCAUCUCCAGCUGGCACCCUUGCACGGCCGGCAACAACUACUCCGCAGCCGAGAGCGAGUCCCCCAGCAGGAUAGGCCCCUACGGGGUCUGGGUCUUUUUCUCAGCUCUGCUGAAGUUGGGGAUGGACGAGGAAGACAUUCUUGAGGUCUUUCAGAUGGCGAGGCCCAAGAAGCGCCCGGUCAAGACCAAGAGAGAUCCUCCUCCUUCCCAGCUGAGCUCCCCCAACGGCAGGGACAAGCAGCAGCAGAAGGAGGAGACGGCUGGUCAGCAAACUGCCUUCGGAGUGUCUCUGCAGGAGCUGCAGGAGAUGACAUGCUCGGGCUGCUGGGGGAUCAGUUUUGAUCGCUUCAUCGAUGGAAUGCUCGACAUCGCCGCCUCGAUCCAGGAGUCCAGCUACGGCGACGCGGAGGACAAGCUCAAGGACGAUGCACAGGAAGAGGGGCUGAUUGCCGAGAUCAUGGAAGGGCUGGUGCUGGCGAUCUCGGUGAUCAUCAACGAGGGUACACUGCCGGAUCACGUGCAACACUUCUUCACGGACUUGUCGUCUGUCCGUCACAGCGAGCUGAGAAACCCCGCGGACUUCUCCUUGUCCAUGGAGGAGGCGAUUUCGCCGUAA
This is a messenger RNA of Guillardia theta CCMP2712, 2133 nucleotides long. RefSeq lists its product as hypothetical. Bases 1 to 2133 code for a protein of 710 amino acids. Gene Ontology annotation, molecular function: tubulin-glutamic acid ligase activity; tubulin binding; metal ion binding. Lineage: Eukaryota; Cryptophyceae; Pyrenomonadales; Geminigeraceae. Gene Ontology annotation, cellular component: cilium. Gene Ontology annotation, biological process: protein polyglutamylation; microtubule cytoskeleton organization. The transcript has 13 exons. The record is from RefSeq and is a predicted model, not a curated record.